CUAGAUCCCAAACACAUAAUCGAAGCUGGCGCCAAGGCAACCCAUACCAGGAUAACUUUAUUUGCGCCUGGGCCUAUCACCCCUCGACCGAUUUCCACUAAUUUUCAUGAUGAUCCCGCUGAGGAAGCUCUUUGGCGGUCUGGCUUCUUUGGAAGACAUACGCCUCAGCAGCUUAUCUAUACCUUGGUUUAUCUUUUCGGAAAGUUGCUUGGCCUACGGUCAGGUUAUCAUCUACGUCAACUACGGUAUGGUACUGAUGGACAACUGCGUUUAGUUAUUAUUAAGAAGCAGCCACGUCUGAAUGGAUCGGUAUCCAGUAUAUCUUCUUCCAUUGUGUCUCUGGUUCCACCUGCCAAUCUUGACAUAGCUAGCAUUCGUCUUGUUUACACACCAGAUGUAGACAAUCUGGUUGCAAAUACUAAUUCUAAUGGAGCAACUAAUAGUCACUUUGAAUCAAAUAAAUUCCUUGCAUCUAGUGAGGGGUCUGGGGAAUUUGCAGAUGGCUACGCUCUGGGAGAUACUUCCUCUGUUAACAGUCUCUCUGGAGCUGGAGACAAAGGUGAAGCAGCUACAAGUGUUUUAGCUUCGACUCUUGUUAGUUCGGGGCUCCAAAAGUUACCAUGGAUACCUGGGGGAUAUUUAUUGGAGCAUUAUGAAGCUUAUAAUCAUGAGCGCUGUGUCGUCUGUCUUCAUGCCUUUUAUGCUUGCAAGCGACAAAACCUAAUGGCCCUUCGAACUGAUUGUUACUUUCUGGCGUGGCAAACUUCUACACCCUCGUUGCUAGGUCUUACUACGGCCUCGAAGACAUCGACAUUAGUGCCUGUAUCUAAUACUGUCUCCAGCACUCCUAAUCAUCCAACGAUCCCGUCGGUCUGGUUUCGACACCGUCCUAUUGGCCAUAAUUAUCUUUCUACUAUAAUUCAUACGAUUGACGCCGCUUUACAUACAGCUAAUCUAGCCGGGACCUGCGGUCUUUCUUCCCGACCCUCACCAGUCCCCAACGUAUCAAUUAGAGCUAAAGCGCCUGUCGCAUCCUUAUUACUCGAAUCAUCUGCUGCGAGUGGAAAAAAGUAUACCGAUGAAAAAUACUGUCAGGAAACUCUUAGUAGCAAAAGGCAAUCCGAUUCCGCCUUUACCUUGCCAACCCUUCAAAACCUUGAGCAAGAAUCCAGGAGUGGGUAUCCAAACCUGUUGCAGUUUUUUGGAGUUCGCGUUUUUAUUGAUGCCUUAUGGGCUUUUCCCAUCGCCCAACUAUUAUAG
Protopolystoma xenopodis is the source of this 1260-nucleotide messenger RNA. Lineage: Eukaryota; Metazoa; Platyhelminthes; Monogenea; Polystomatidea; Polystomatidae. The record is from the annotation of a GenBank genome assembly.